CCGAGCCCGCCCCCCGCCAGCGGGCCUGGCCGGCGACUGGAUUAGAUGGAGCUCGGCGCGGCUGGCGGCAGCAUCCUCCUGGGGGCCGGGUUCGAGCCUGCCCGGGCUGGCCACGCAAGACUGAGCGUGAAUCGCCUGCACGGGAGCGCUCCGCGAGCCUGCUAAUUAAGUACACGCGCGUGCCAGGCUGCUAAUUGCAGGCACAGGACCGCCAUGCAACGCUGCUAAUUAACGGUGCGUCCACGACUGCCACAUUGCUGGCAGCCCGCUGCCCUGCCAGGCUGCUGGGGAAUGGCCUCCCUGCCAGACGGCGCAUUCGUUGCAGACAUGCAGGGUUGCUAAUCAGCUGCACUUGCAGCCCCGUUGCUUUAACUGCCUGGCUGCGUCCUAGCCCCCCGGUUGGCUCAUCCCUCUCCCUGCCUCCCUCAGCAUGGGCACCGUGCUGUCCCUCUCCCCGGGCUCCCGGAAGGCCAGCCUGUACGAGGAGGGCUCCUCCGGCUCGCUGGCGCACUACCCGGGCGUGCCGAGCGCCAAGGGCAGCGGGCAGAAGGCGGACAAGAACCUCAAGCGCCACUCCAUGUUCAUCCCGGCCUUGACCUGGAAGCGGCUGGUGGCCUCCACCAAGAAGAAAGGCUCCCGGGGCGGGGGGAAGGGGCCUGCCCACAAUAACAACAACAACCACCCCCACGCCAAGGACGUGGCCCUCCUCAACCACGAGAACGUCAAGAAGUCGCUGUCUUGCGCCAACCUCGCCAGCUACGAUGGGGGCGGGCCACCCCUGGCGCCGCUCAGCGCCAAGCGCAUCUCCACCACCUCCGUCUCCUCCCUCAAGCCGGGCGCCUUCCUGGGCGGGGGCAGCUCGGCCUCCCCGCGGCGCGUGGUCGUCCAGGCCUCCACCAGCGAGCUGCUCAAGUGCCUGGGCGAAUUCCUCUGCCGCCGGUGUUACCGCCUCAAGCACCUGUCGCCCACGGAGCCCAUCCUGUGGUUGCGCAGCGUGGACCGCUCGCUGCUGCUGCAGGGCUGGCAGGACCAGGCCUUCAUCACCCCGGUCAACGUGGUCUUCGUCUACCUGCUGUGCCGGGAGGUGAUCGACGGGGAUUCGGUCUCCAGCGAGCACAACCUGCAGGCGGCGUUGCUCACCUGCCUCUAUCUGUCCUACUCCUACAUGGGCAACGAGAUCUCUUACCCGCUCAAGCCCUUCCUGGUGGAGACGGCGAAGGACGCCUUCUGGGACCGGUGCCUUCGCAUCAUCAACGCCAUGAGUGGCAAGAUGCUCCGGAUCAACGCCGACCCCCACUACUUCACCCAGGUCUUCGCCGACCUCAAAAACGAAGGCAGCACCCGCGAGGACUUUGCUCGCGUCCUGGACCGGUGACUGGCUCAGUGCACAAAGGACCAACUGCCCCCCUCCCCGCCAACCUCAUGUGCAGCGCAGCCCUCGCCUUGCUGUGACCUUAAAGACCAGCUUGCGGUGAGCCAGGGAUUUUCCUCUGGCUCGCCUGGGCCAGAUCUCCCCGGAGCCAGGCCAGACUCAUCCAAACACUUACAAGAAAUCUGGCUUGGCUGCCCCUCUCCCGCCCCAUGAGCCAACAACAGGGGGUGUCUGUGUGCAGCGUGGGGGAGGCAGCCUUCAGCUCCGGUGUCUGUGUCAGAGACAGAAGAGGAGCAGCCAAAGGCCAAUAGUGUGAUUCCCUUUGAAUAGGCCCAUAAGUGCCUGUAGGUUCCCUCCUCCCCUCCCCACCCCCCAGUGCCAUGUUCGUGGCUUGUUCAUUUCUUCUUUUGGGUCUGCUUGAAAUGCAUUCCAAAGCGACGGGAAAAAUCCCAGGGAGGAUCUAAAAUAUACACGUGACGCGCGCUUUAGCUUCGGUCGGUGAUGUAUUUGUACAGGUGAAUUCGGCCUUUCGAACUAGCCCUGCCUUGCUUAGAAAACCUCCCGCCUGCUCCUUGCCAGAAACUGGGCCAGCUGGUGCGUUGUACAGUCACGCCAGAGCCUUCCUUUGGGUACCUGUCAGCUCUGCAGCCGGGAAUCGGCGCUGGCCGAUGACUGGGACAAGUAGCUGAGGUCCCCUCCUAAGGAAUCUCCAGGUGCGUGGGGGUGUGGGGGAAGUGGGCCCAGGCUGUAGAUGGAGGGUACUGGUAUCAUGAUUGGCCUCUGCAUGCUUUGAUUGUCCUGGGCGUGGCCUUGGCAACUGAUGAGCCAGGGCUAGAAGCAUUUGAACAGGCAGUGGCGGCCCCGUCUUUUGAAGCAGGUCCCCGAGGUGUUGUGUGGUGGAAGCAGGUGAUGGAGGAGCUGAGAGAUGGCUGGCUGGGGCUGGGGAGUGAGGGGCAGGGCUGGCUGGCUGGGGGGACAGGGGCAGGGCUGACCAGCAGAGGUGCUGCAAGCCUGCGCACUACUGGUUUCGUUUGUGAGUUUCCUGCCCCCGUCCCCUGGCAGGUCCCCUCAGGGUGCGAGUGACCCCAUGAUCCCUUUACUCCCUGAUCCCCACCUGGGUCCCCGUGAAUCUUGCUCCCCCGGUGUUACAUUGACUAAAUCUCAUUUGAAAAGUCUCCUGUACCCCACCAAGCAUGUGGGGUGGGUUCGGCACCUGGUGUCUCUCUCUGCUUGCCUGUCCCAUUGCUAAUCUGGCUGCAGGAUUGGGGGAUGUGCUAAUCCCCCCUUGCUGUCUGGGGCUGCUCCAGCCUUGGGCCCAGCCCCGCUCCUUUGUCCCCAGCCUGGCUAAUUCAUCCCUACCUGGCAGGGCCCCUGCAGCGUGCCCACUCUGAAGAGGGUUUGCAGAUAGGAUCUAGGGAGGGGGUGCGCAGGAUCUGCCGCAGGGAUGGUGCUGGGGGGUAGAAUGGCUGGAGGAGUGAGGGCUCCAGGCCGUUCCAGAGGAGUGUGUCCCCAUAAUCAGGGGGGUGUAACUGAAAUGGACUGCGGGGGAUGGGGUGUGUGGAUAUUGGGAACACUCUUCCUGCAAGGCACGGUGGAUUGUGGGUCACCAUUACAAAUUCACACUUCGCAGACUCUUCCCAGCCCCCCCCCCGCCCCCGGGGAGGUAGGGCAGUAUUACCACCCCACUUUAUAGAUUGGGAAACUGAGGCACAGAGCCAGCAAGUCGCUUGCCUGAGGCCACAGAGGGAAUUACUGUCAGAACUGGGAGGCUUUUCAUCCUGCAGGCAGAGCACUGACCUACAGCCCUGGCUGCAGGGAAACCUGAGGCUAGGCGCUCGGAUACUGCAGCGACCGGGCAGCCGCAUACGUAUCUAGGUUGGAGGCCUGGGUCACUUGGAGCUGGACUGGAAUCCUGCAUGGCAGGGUGCAGGCUGGGAGGUCUGAGAGGUCUCCUCCAUCUCCAGCACCUGGGCUUGCAGCUUCACCUGCCCUCGGCUUGGCUCCUAUUGGCGCCUGAAGCCAAGAGAGAUCUUCCCAAGGGACAAGCCUUCGCACCUCUCCUCCACGAGCGGGUGGUUGGGAGGGCGCGGAGCUGGUGCCAGGCUGGAGGCCGUGCCCAGGUCACAGAACAAGAUAGCUGACAAACGCACGCAGAGCGAUGGGCAGGGAAACCCCGGGGAGGCUACCAGACCCCGUGCAUCAGGAUUUCCUGUGGCGGCGCCGCCCUGCUGGUGAAAAUUGUCAGGCGCCUCCAGAGGUGCGGUGACUCAUCCCACUCAGCCUUGCGUUGGGCGGGGAGGCCGUGCUGCCCUCUCGCGGGAGCUCGGGGUGCUGCAGGGGUGCACCGGUGGCCUUUGCCAUGGUGUAUCAGUGCCCGGUGCGGUGCCGAUUGGUUAAUUGACGCUCUGCACCACGGUAGAUACAGCCGCAGUCAGGUUUUAUAACCAGCCUGCCUGGGGAGUUCUUGGCCGUAGCGAUAAGCUGGUGGGUAGACUGCACCUAGUUCUACUAUGGCUCAUCAAAAACGUUUCCUGGGUGCCCUGCGCUAGGCCCGACCAGGGCUCAGCUGCUCACAGCCAGGUUAGCUCUGAGGCCCUUAACAACGUCCCCAAGGCAGAGUUCCUAAAAGCCCCGACUCCGGGAGGUCUGCUCCCAGGAUCUGGCCCUUACAGGAGACAGGAAGCCAGUCGUGGACGCUUUCUCGCUCCCCCUUAAAGGGGCCCUGCAAAGAACUGGGACUUGUGCCUUUUGCUGUUCCCUUUAUGAUGGAUAAAUGAGGGCUGAGACCUUGGACCCAUAAAAAGGGGUUGGUUUUGACCUGAGCGAGUCAGGACGUGUCUCUAUGGCAGCUUCAGCCCUAACAAAACGAGCUCCAGCCGUGUGGGGAAGGGCCUGUUUUCAAUGCUGCUGGUUGUGUUGACAGCUGUUAACGCCAAUGCCCAAUGAACCCCUGGGAGAAAGGCCAUCUUUGUUAAAGAGUCACCUGGUCAAGGUGGCAGCCAGGGACUCCUCCGGCAAACCCCAGGGGGCUCCAGACCUGACUCCCAGCAAUUUGUACUGGGACAAAAAUCAGAUUCAAAAUAUCCCCCAAGCUCAGGCUUCUCUUUGUGCAUCAACGCAGCCGAGCAAGGGCACAAUCCCAGACAAGUCACGGUCAGGUCAAAGACCCCCUUCACAGCAAUGAGGAGGUUCCCGAGCGCCCAGACGGCAUUCCCGGGCCCUGCACCUCUCCGGGGCGCUUGGCGGCUUUGCCUGUGUGCAUAGAUACAUUAUUUAUAGGCCGGGUAUAUAAAGUCACUUUAUAUACACACCCAGCCCUACUGUAUCAUAGCUAUAUGUAUAUUUUUCUAUGAGAGAGUAUCAGUAAUUAACAUGGGGAUGGGCCCAAAUGCCUUGUUGCUUUUUCUAAUUAAAAGAUCAACUCCACGACUCCAGAAGCUUAAGUCGUGUCACCCAGCCCCGCCCCAAGUGACCCUAAAAUCGGGAUCGUCGGCGAAAUCCACGCCGGUUGCUGCUAAACCAACAUCCACCGCCAUCCUUCCCUCCCUCCCUGACGUCCCCUGGCCCCCGGUGGAUAUGUUGUUGUGUGAAUAGCCUUGUGUGAAGCGUCGCGAGCGGGUACGUGACGAUUGUGCAUGUAAAGAUGAUUUAUUUAAUUUGUCGCUAUCUUUCUCUUUCCAUUUGUGGAGCUGUUUUUCAGCAGUGAGUUUCUUAUUUAAAACUGGGAGUGGGGGGAUCCCCCCCAGCCAAACACGCCGCUCUGGAUUUUCUUCCAGAAGGGGAGGACAUUAAAGCGCAUUCCUCAGAUCAGGAUUGAUGCAUUUUCACUGGAACUGGACUCUGCUUAUUUUUAAUAUUUGUUGCAUUUCUUCUUUGGAACCACUAUUUAUUUGGGUGGAGCUGUCCAGCCUCCUCCUUCCCUCCCCCACCCCCAAAGACACCCAUGAGCUGAGGGGCUUUGGGGGGUGAUUCCGGACACAGACUUGUCCCUUGGUCCCGGUACCAGGGCGUGGCCAGUGUUGCUACAAAGGCCAAAGAACCAUGAGACUGCAGUGGGAGGUUCCACCUGGCAAUGUGGCGAUUCUCCCAACAGACGGAGGGGUCUUCGCUUGCACGCCCCUCCCAGUGCGGAAUGAAGAUGACAGUCGAUAUUUAAAGCAAAAACUCUUCCCUUCCCCUCACCCCCUGGAGGUGUUUGAAAUCUGUUUGUAAUAUUUACUAUCUCAGACUUGCCUACAUGUCCGAUUUCUAAAUGUGUCAUUGCUGGGAGCGAGCCGCCUCCCAGGUGCUCCAGGGACGGAGCCUUGUCACAGGGUGCCGGGAGCAGUGGGCUCAAGUAUUUUCUGCUGAUGACCGUGGCACUUUAUGCAAAAUAAAAUGGGGGUAAAACAA
This is a messenger RNA of Trachemys scripta elegans, 5764 nucleotides long. RefSeq names its product cyclin-dependent kinase 5 activator 1-like. The record is from RefSeq and is a predicted model, not a curated record. The coding region runs from base 431 to 1375 and encodes 314 amino acids. Gene Ontology annotation, biological process: activation of protein kinase activity; brain development; positive regulation of cyclin-dependent protein serine/threonine kinase activity. Gene Ontology annotation, molecular function: protein kinase binding; cyclin-dependent protein serine/threonine kinase activator activity. Gene Ontology annotation, cellular component: protein kinase 5 complex; cytoplasm. The transcript has a single exon. NCBI's taxonomy places the organism in Eukaryota, Metazoa, Chordata, Testudines, Emydidae.